UCCGCUGUCUUUUGAGCGGCGCACGUGGAGUAAACUCAAAGUGCUCACGUUUUUCAUCCAUUCUGCUCCAAAAAACCUGAUAAAUUAAGUUAAAAAUAUGGGUCGCAAGGCUGAAUAUAGUGAGAAACCGAAGAAGGGUCCUGGCCGCAAGGCGCGCAAACAGGGACCUCCGGUAUUUCGCAAGCAAACGUUUGCUCCUAUGGAGGAGGAGGACAAGAAGCUAUCCCACCGACAGAAGCAGCGUUUCGUGAAGCGGGAGCAGAAGAAAGUAGUCCAAAAGGCCAAACUGCAGGAGAAGCGGGCCAAGGGAAAACAACCGCAACAGGCUAAGCGAAAAACGGCCUACAACAGCGACAGCGAGCCGGAAAAUGAAGAGGAGGUGGAGCAGCAGCAGCAGGAGGCUUCCUCCGAUGAGGAGGUGCCCCAACUGGUGCCUGCUCCCAAAAGCCAGAAAUCCGCGACACCCAAGGGCUUCACAGACGACAACGAUGGCUGGCUGAAGCCCAAGAAGCUGAAAAAGCAAGCCAAACAACCAGAAUCCGAGGAGUCCGAAGGAGAAGAGGAGGAUGAGGAGUUGGAGGAGGACUCUGAGGCUGAGCUAGAAGAAGAUUCCGAUGGCGAGGAUGAUCUAGAAGCCGAGGAAUCCGGCGAAGAAGAAGAGGACGAAGAGGAAUCCGAUGAUGACACCGCACAAGUAGGCAAACUGGCCGAUCUCUCCGAUGACGAAGAAGCCAAUUCUGAUGAUGACUUUGAUUUAUCCGGCGAGGAAGAUGGUGCCGAUGCAGCAAGCGACAGCGAUGAGGAUGAGGACGACGAUGAUAAUGAUGAUGACGACAAGCUGCCCAUCGAGCGUGCAAACAAAAAACUUAAAAAGCGCGAGGCCAAGGAGGCCCAACUAGCUGACGAGGAAAUGCUGGAAACCGUGGACCGCCAGGAUGUUUUCCAAUUGCCCAACGAAGAGGAUGAGGCCGAGAAGGAUCUCACCCUGCAGGAGGUUCAGCAGCGGAUUAAGGACGUCAGCCUGGUCCUCUCCGACUUCAAGAAGUACCGCCAAGCGGAUCGAUCUCGCGGGGAGUACAUUGAUUUGCUGCGCAGGGAUCUGUGCCUGUACUACAGCUACAACGAGUUCUUAAUGGAGAAGCUAAUGGAUAUGUUGCCGCUGACCGAGCUCAUGGAGUAUCUGGAGGCAUCGGAGAUCGCUCGUCCAUUGACCAUUCGCACCAAUACGUUGAAAACACGUCGCCGGGACUUAGCUGGAGCUCUGAUCAAUCGUGGCGUCAACUUGGAUCCGCUGGGCAAGUGGACCAAGGUGGGAUUGGUGGUCUUCAACUCGCAGGUGCCGCUGGGUGCCACUCCAGAGUAUCUGGCCGGUCACUACAUGAUCCAGGGAGCCUCUUCGCUGCUGCCAGUGAUGGCUCUCGCUCCGCAGGAGAACGAACGCAUUCUGGACAUGUGCUCUGCCCCUGGCGGCAAGGGAUCCCACAUUGCGUCCAUCAUGAAGAACACGGGUGUGCUGUUCGCCAACGAUUCCAAUCGCGAUCGCAUUAAGGCUGUUGUGGCCAAUUUCCAUCGACUGGGAAUUGUAAAUGCGGUGGUUAGCUGCGAAGAUGGCACCAAGUUCCGGAACAUUAUGACUGGCUUUGAUCGUGUCCUACUGGAUGCUCCCUGCACAGGCACCGGUGUCGUCUCCAAGGAUCCCAGCGUGAAGACCACCAAGUCGGAUGUGGACGUUCAGCGGUGCUACAAUCUGCAGCGAAAGCUUCUGCUCACGGCCAUCGAUUGUACGGAUGCGAAAUCGUCGACCGGUGGCUAUAUUGUGUACUCCACAUGCUCCGUGCUGCCCGAGGAGAACGAAUGGGUUAUCGACUAUGCGUUGAAGAAGCGCAACGUCAAGUUGGUGCCCACUGGUCUGGACUUUGGCGUCGAGGGAUUCACCAAGUUCCGGCAGCAUAGAUUCCAUCCCAGCUUGAACCUCACCAAGCGCUACUAUCCGCACACACACAACAUGGACGGAUUCUAUGUGGCCAAACUGAAGAAGUUCUCCAACACCAUACCCAUAACCAAGGAGCAGCAGGAGGAGGAUGAGAAGCAGCUGGACGAGGCCAUCGAGACUGAGGCCACCGCCGAGGCGACGGAGGAGCAGGAGGUUGAGGAGGAGGCGUCAAAGGACAAGGGUCCGCGCAAACUGCUGGGCAAGCGAGCCGGCAAGCCCAGUUUCACAGAAAUCGAGCAGGAGCUGAAGAAGAAGAAGCGGGAGGAGAGCAAGACCAAGUAUGUGGCCAAGGUGUUCGAGCAGCCUAUCAAGGCACCCAAAAAGCCAAAGCCCGAACAGCCACUGGAGAAGAAGGAAAAUCCAAUCCAAUCCCAAGCGACGGUAGAAAAAACCAAUGGAACCGAGGCACCAUCCAAACCUGCAGCUAAAAAGACCCAAGCCAAUGGUAAUGUUCCAGCUGCCAAGUCAGAUGCCAAAUCAUUCAAGAAAAAGAACCAAGCAAAGGCCAAUGGUAGCGAUUCUCCUCCAGCCAAACCCGUGGGCAAAAAGUCACCAGUCAAUGGCAGUGAUUCACCUGCCAAGAAAUCAGCAAAGGAACCUAAAGCGAAACCACAGGCAAAGGUUGAGCAGCCAGCGAAACCCAAGGCGUCCAAACUGGCCAAGGCGCCACGCGUAGACGUAGACGAUUUACCAGUUCUGGAGGGCAAGCCCAUCAAGAAGCAGAACAAGCUGAAGCAAAAGUCCAAGCAAAUCGGCAAUCUGAAAAAAUCCAAGACGGGAGCGAAUGCGGCAAAGAAGCAAAAGUUCAAGAAAUGAACACUUUUUAGAUCCAGUUUGUUUAAGUAGACUGUAAGCUAUAGUUGGGGUAGUCCCAAAACGAUUACCUGUUUUAUAUUGCGAACUGCCUUAGCUUAUUAUUGAAGAUUGAACUACAACAGUGCUGUAAUUAACGAUCAGAUUCAAUAAACGCUAAGCUCGGAUUAAUGUA
Molecule: messenger RNA, 2981 nt
Organism: Drosophila elegans
Lineage: Eukaryota; Metazoa; Arthropoda; Insecta; Diptera; Drosophilidae
Product: 25S rRNA (cytosine-C(5))-methyltransferase nop2
Exons: 3
Coding region: 98-2809 (903 amino acids)
Biological process (GO): maturation of LSU-rRNA; rRNA base methylation
Cellular component (GO): nucleolus
Molecular function (GO): RNA binding; rRNA (cytosine-C5-)-methyltransferase activity
Source: RefSeq, a predicted model, not a curated record